This is a messenger RNA of Didymella exigua CBS 183.55, 1474 nucleotides long. RefSeq names its product SNO glutamine amidotransferase. The record is from RefSeq and is a predicted model, not a curated record. The transcript has 2 exons. Gene Ontology annotation, cellular component: cytosol; glutaminase complex. Gene Ontology annotation, biological process: pyridoxal 5'-phosphate biosynthetic process; pyridoxine metabolic process. Lineage: Eukaryota; Fungi; Ascomycota; Dothideomycetes; Pleosporales; Didymellaceae. The coding region runs from base 264 to 1121 and encodes 285 amino acids. Gene Ontology annotation, molecular function: glutaminase activity.
GUGAGACCGCGCCGCUCUCCCGCCUCUGGGCCUGUAUGUGUCAUGUCGAAUCAACGCGGCGGACCCUGACCCAAGUUCUGCGCUCACUUCCUUAGGGCGCCGCCUCGGUGUAGUUAUAAGGCUGCUCGGGGGUGUGGUGGGGCCGGUUCCGAUGUUCCGGCGAAGCGCUUCGGUACCGUAAUCGAUAAGCUUUGAUGCGGGAUGACUCGGGAGGUCCCUCGACGCUGUCACCCGGCUCUGUUGCUCUCUAAACGCAUUUGAUCAUGGCGGUCACGGUUCCAGAUAUCACAGUGGGCGUCCUUGCGCUGCAGGGGGCCUUUAGCGAGCAUGUGCAGCUUUUGCGACAAGCUGCGGCGGCUUUGCGGCAAAAGAAAGGCGUGGAUCUGAAGUGGGGGUUCAUUGAAGUACGCACGCCACAGGAGCUGGCACGAUGUGAAGGCUUGAUUAUUCCUGGUGGCGAGAGCACGACUAUGAGCCUCGUGGCCGCGAGGAGCGGCAUACUGGAGCCGCUGCGGGACUUUGUCAAAGUGCAGCGAAAGCCAACCUGGGGCACAUGCGCCGGCCUCAUCCUCCUUGCCGAGAGCGCGAACCGAACGAAGAAGGGUGGGCAGGAACUCAUCGGCGGUCUCGACGUACGAGUCAACAGGAAUCACUUCGGCCGCCAGCAGGAGAGCUUCCAGGCUAGCCUCAGCCUGCCCUUCCUCGGCGCGACCGCAGACAAGAGCGCCGACCAGCCAUACAGAUGCGUCUUCAUCCGCGCGCCAGUCGUGGAGAAGAUACUGCCGCAUGCACAGGGUGUACAGACGGAGGAGCAGGAGAAGGAUGAGACGGUCGUUGCGCCCAGCAAGACGCCUGGCGACGCGCUGGCCAAGGAGGAGGUAAGCAAAGACGUCGAAGUCAUGGCGACGCUGUCGUUCAAGACACCGGCGCUGCAGAAGGACCAUGAGCAUGAGCAUCCUGGAAAGGAAGACAUCAUUGCGGUACGGCAGGGCAAUGUCUUUGGCUGUAGCUUCCACCCUGAGCUGACCGAAGACGCGAGAAUACAUGUGUGGUGGCUGGAGGGGGUCCUCAAGGCGGCAGAGAGGAGGCAGGCGUUUGAGCUUGCGGACCGCACCAAGUAAGAGGCGCAAUGUCCUCGCAGCGCACAGCAUGAGCGAAGGCGUUUGGAAGACGGGCACUUUUCUUGUUAGAUGUAAUGUACCUAGACUGGGCUUAUGCUGUGCUCUUGCACGAAGCUCUCGUAGAUGUCACGAUAAACCGGACGACGCCAGACUCCUUUGAAUGCAGUGGGAAUCCUCCUCCUCUCCUUCUUCUUCUUCUUCUUCUUCUUCUUCUUCCUCUUCUUCUUCUUCCUCUUCUUCUUCUUCCUCUUCUUCUUCUUCCUCUUCUUCAUCCAUUUCUUCUUCUUAUUCAUCCCCUCUUCUUCUUCUUCUUCUUCUUCUUCUUCUUCUUCUUCUUCUUCUCCUCCUCCUCA